Messenger RNA from Lepidothrix coronata (blue-crowned manakin), 2937 nucleotides. RefSeq names its product LysM domain containing 4 (gene LYSMD4). Bases 656 to 1477 code for a protein of 273 amino acids. The record is from RefSeq and is a predicted model, not a curated record. Lineage: Eukaryota; Metazoa; Chordata; Aves; Passeriformes; Pipridae. The transcript has 3 exons.
GAGUUGUGCCAGUGAUGAGCUGUGGUGUAGGUACUCAUGAGCCUGACAGUGUAAACCUUUCCCAAAUUAUUAAUUCCCCAUCCCACAAGCCACCCCAAAGGCUACUGUGCUGCUGUAGUGACCCAGGAGUUCAGUAGUGCAUUAUACAGAGCUCUACAAUGCACACACACCCUGUAACCCCCCAGCACCACCUUUGGGCAGGAGCUGAAGGAAACAAUCUCAGAGUGGCCUGAGAUCCUACCAAGCAGCCCCAUUUUGGCCCAUAUAGGUCCCCUUGGUUUUAUUUGAAUGGACUCAUGGUGGAGCCUCUGUAUGCCCAGGAAAAGAAACACUGCAAGUAAUCCUCACUAUUUCUAUUUCUCCCUGAACAGGAUGUCUCUUCCUAUUCCUCGUGUGGGUUUGGUCUCUACUGCCCCUCUCAGGGAACAUCUGUCAGCACAUCACAUCUGUAAAGAAAGGCAGGGAAGUUCAUCUGCUGGACCAAGAAGUUGUCCUGGAUUUCCUCAGCUCUGCAUAUGCCUCCUGUUUGACAGCACCUUCUCCACCUGCCCAGCCACAGCCCGUGUUCUCUGGCCACCUGGGACUUCACCUCCUUCCUUUGACACUUCCACAAAGAGGAACUGGUGGGAGCGACUUUCUGGUGCUGGUGUGGAAGAUGAGGCUGAAUGAGAACCGGACAAGAUCCUUCCAGGCUGCUGUCACGGUCCACAAAUACCCGGGCAGGCAGGUCUAUGUGUUUCCUGAUGGCCCAUCUGACUCGGAGGAGUCCUCGGAGGAGGAGGAGCUCAACGUCAUGGAAUUGCGGCCCAGGGGGAAGGAGCAGCAGCGGGGCAGCACUUCCCGGGACAGGCCUGGAGAUGUGGUGCUUCUGGAGCGGGAGCUCACGGAGGGUGACAGCCUGAACAAGCUGGCCCUGCAGUACGGCUGUAAAGUCGCCGACAUCAAACGGGUCAACAACUUCAUCCGGGAGCAGGACCUGUACGCGCUGAAGUCCAUCAAGAUCCCGGUGAAGGCGCACGGGCUGCUCACGGAGAGCAGGCGGGAGCUGCGGCCGCUCCCUCCGGCCCAGCCCGGGCUGACCCGCGUGGAGCUGCCGGAGCCCGACCCCGGCACGGGCGGAUCCACCAACGGCCAAAACCUCAGCGACUACUUCAGGGACAUCGACCAGAGCAUCCAGGACGCCGUGCAGGUGGAGGUGCAGCUGAACACAGAGUACUGUGGGGAGCCACUGGAGAGGCCUCUGCCCGAGCCAGGGAAGCGGGACACCGGGAACGGUGCGGACUGCGGGAUCCAGUGGUGGAACGCCGUGUUUAUCAUGCUCCUGAUAGGAAUUGUGCUGCCAGUAUUUUAUAUCAUCUAUUUUAAAACACAAGGCCUGGUGGCCCACACCUCCAACACAACAGUAACCUCAAAUGUUUCAACAGCUGGAUUGGAAGGGAAACUACCACAAAGCUCAGUGGUAGGAAAAAAGUCCUAAGGGGAAACGGGAGACCCCUCCAGUCUCUCCAGCAGUGGUGCCCACACUCUCGUGACUGACCCAAGUGCAUCUAAGGGGAUAUAAUGAUACAGAUAAUUUUUAUUUUUAUAAGUAGCUGCUGAUGGAAUCCUGAACUUAACUGAAAGUGAGGUGGUGUGAUUGUGAUGGAAAAAUAAGGAUGAUUUGUUGGUUAUGAAGGUCACUGAGCAGGUGGGUUAAGAGUGGGGAACUCUGUUGAGGGAAGGUACUUUGUAGCAAUUUAUUGUGAUUGCUUCAGGUAUUUCUUAAUGCCGUGUCUGGAAGCAAAUCCUUUGCUGCUGAGCUAGAGAGUGCAGUAUUAAUGUGCUUGGAAAGUUGGGGGUUGUUUGUAUUUUAAAGAAACACUUUUUGCUGGAGCAGAAGGGGGGGCUCUUUCACUCAGAGCUGUCAUUUUUAUUUCUUGCAGAUCAUGGUGGUUUUGGCUUAACGCUAAACUGAUGGCUCUAAGCUGGGUGUGCCAGCCCCUCAUCAUCCUCCUCCUGAGCAAACCUUUGAGCUGGGUUUAUUAGGUUGAUGUCAAGCCCCUCCCCUGGAUGAGCCCAGACCUCUCCCCUCCAUGAAAUCCUUCAGAGAUGGGAUCUCGGUGCCGGACCCGUGCUGUCCCCAGGGUGCAGCCAGAGCCAGCCCUGCCACUGCAGGUGGGCAGAGGGUGUUGGAGGAGGAUGUGAGAGCAGGGAGAGGAGUUGUACACUCCUCUCAAGGGCUCUUUUGUUGGCAGGGGGGUGUAGUCAGUAUCACUUGUUAAAAAUACUAAUAAUAGUCUAUAAUGGUGCAUCUCAGACACCCAUGUCAGUCACAGACCUGAUUUCCCUGUGUGCAGAUUUCAUGGGAGCAAAGUGCCGAGUCCCAGGCAGGGUGCAAGGUCCAGGGCAGAAGUCCAAGGCACAGAAAGAAGCGUAAAGCCUUUCUAGGACAGGACUGAGCUGAUUGUGAAGCGUUCUGUGACCUGCAGACGUGCAUUAAAAAGCUGCUGAGGGUGUAGGGAAGAGUGGGGGAGCUUCGGAGGGCAGAGGGCUGUGCUCUUCAGGGUGACACUGAACACUGCCUGCUGGGAGGAGCAGCAAGGGAGGCUUUGGGAGCUUUGCUGCAGAGCAGAAUUGGCCUCAGAAAUUGGAUUCAUCAAUUCCAGGCCUGCAGGCAGAGGUAAUUCCAGGCCUUCCUGGAACCAAACACUAAGGGAUUUCCACCCCACACAAGCAGAACUGUGUGAUGUUACAAUGACAACCUGUGUUUCCUGCAGCUCUCAAAAAAAGUGCUCAGGAAAGCCUGAGGGAACCUAAUUUUGUAAAUGAGGACUGUAAAGUAUCUUAUACUGAACAAAACCUUGUAUUUUUCUUCUGUGAAGAGCUGUAUCUCUUUGUUCUGGGGGCGGGGGGGAUUUCUUACAUUUUUAAAUAAAGCCACAUGAAAUAAUAAAAGCA